Messenger RNA from Lottia gigantea (owl limpet), 1005 nucleotides. RefSeq lists its product as hypothetical. NCBI's taxonomy places the organism in Eukaryota, Metazoa, Mollusca, Gastropoda, Lottiidae. Gene Ontology annotation, cellular component: cytoplasm; prefoldin complex. The transcript has a single exon. Gene Ontology annotation, biological process: protein folding. The record is from RefSeq and is a predicted model, not a curated record. The coding region runs from base 111 to 509 and encodes 132 amino acids.
GCAGACAUCUGACAUUCCGCAGAUCGAAGCUCGUUGUGAGAACGCGUGGUGUAGGAAAUACCUUUCUUGUAAAUUGUUGAUGGACGCCAUUUUGUCAAUUUGUGUUAACAAUGACGACUGUGAAGGAGACUGAAUCUGACGCUCAAGUGACAUUCGAAGACCAACAAAAAAUUAACAAAUUCGCCCGUCACAAUGCAAGGCUUCAAGACAUUAAGGACGAACUUGCUGAAAAAAGAAAGGAAGUGCAAAAUUUAGAAGACGCUGCUGACGAAUUAUUAAUGGUGGACGAUUCUGAUUUUGUGCCAUAUCAAAUCGGUGAAGUGUUUGUUAGUUCUUCGGUGACAGACGCUACAAGCCUUCUAGAGAGAGGCAAAGAAAGGGCGUUAGAUGAAAUAAAAGAACUAGAAGAACGUGGUGGAUCUCAUAAACAAAUCUUGUCUGAUCUCAAAGUUCAACUUUACGCCAAGUUUGGUAACAAUAUAAAUCUAGAGGCUGAAGAUGACUCUUAGUCUUAGUGAAGUCUUUUUUUUUAAGAGACAAUCGACAAACUCAUCAAGGCUAAGCCAUUUUCAUUAAUUUAUUUCAUUUCGAAGUGCUAUUUUGUAAACAUAUUCAUAUAAAAAGAUCAUUUUUGUACUCUUUCUGUGUUUUAUGAUUAAUAUAUCAAUUAUCAUUUUAGGUUUUCUUUACUUUUGCUGUUAGUGUUAUCUUCCAAUUCAAUUGUAAUUCCCAAUUCCAUUUUAAACCAAGUUGUUGAUUUCAGAUUAUAUUCAGGAAUAUAACAUUUUAAAAGAGAUAGUGGUUAUGAAUGGGUUAUAGAAUACAUUUUUGAAUUGGUACAUAUGAUGGCAAAAAUAAAGUUGAUCAACUAAAAAUGAAUGUAUGGGUGAUCCAGAGAGAAUUUCCCUGACGUCCAAGAUAACUGGAUAUCCAUAGUCAUGGAAGUGUAACAAUGAAGUGAUUUAGAAAUAUGGUUUUUUAAGUUUAAAUAAAAUGAAAAUCAUG